This is a messenger RNA of Prunus avium (sweet cherry), 1856 nucleotides long. RefSeq names its product protein DETOXIFICATION 12-like. Gene Ontology annotation, biological process: xenobiotic detoxification by transmembrane export across the plasma membrane. Gene Ontology annotation, molecular function: xenobiotic transmembrane transporter activity; antiporter activity. The record is from RefSeq and is a predicted model, not a curated record. Lineage: Eukaryota; Viridiplantae; Streptophyta; Magnoliopsida; Rosales; Rosaceae. Gene Ontology annotation, cellular component: membrane.
UGCUCGCGAAAUGUCAUUACUUUUUGCUUUCUCUCUUCAUAUAUUUUCCAAAGCUCCAACGUCAAUAGGCUGUUCAGCUAGUGAGGAGGCGGCGACGAUUGAUUUCCUGGCAGACUCAAACAUGGAAGAGAGCUUGUUAUUGCCAAAAUAUAGAGAAGAUGAACAACAAAGGAAUAAAAGCAGUAGCGAUUCAAGUGCUUCUACUCUAAUGACAUGGGGUUCUUUCUUUGAAGAAGUGAAGAGGCUGGGUUGCAUAGCAGGGCCUAUGGUUGCUGUGAUUCUAUCUCAGUACUUGUUGCAGGUCAUUUCAAUGAUGAUGGUUGGUCACCUGGGCGAGCUUGCUCUCUCUAGCACCGCCAUAGCCAUCUCCCUCUCUGGGGUCACCGGCUUUAGCCUUUUUUUAGGAAUGGCUAGUGCCCUGGAAACUUUAUGUGGGCAAGCAUAUGGAGCAAAGCAAUAUCAGAAACUUGGACUUCAAACUUACACUGCUAUAUUUUCUCUCAACUUAGUUUGCCUACCUUUAUCUUUGAUAUGGAUAUAUAUGGAGAAGAUACUGAUUUUCAUGGGUCAAGACCCUGUAAUUUCUCAUGAAGCUGGCAAAUUCACAACCUGGCUUCUUCCUGCUCUGUUUGCUUAUGCCACUCUUCAACCACUCAUUAGGUACUUUCAGACACAAAGUUUGAUAAUUCCCAUGCUUAUAAGCUCUUUCGCCACCCUAUUGUUCCACAUUCCUCUCUGUUGGAUUCUAGUAUUCAAGUCUGGAUUAGAUAACCUUGGAGGAGCAUUAGCAAUCAGUAUUUCCUAUUGGUUAAAUGUGAUUUUGCUGGGGUUAUACAUGAAGUUUUCCUCUGCCUGUUCAAAAACCCGAGCUCCAAUUUCUAAGGAGAUAUUCCAAGGAAUUGGAGAGUUCUUUCGCUUUGCUGUCCCUUCUGCAAUAAUGAUAUGCCUUGAGUGGUGGUCAUUUGAGCUGCUCAUCUUACUGUCUGGCCUUUUACCAAAUCCGGCUCUUGAAACUUCAGUUCUGUCUGUAUGUCUUCAGACGAUUUCAACACUAUAUGCAAUACCAUAUGGGUUUGGUGCUGCAGCAAGUACUAGAGUGUCAAAUGAACUAGGAGCUGGUAAUCCGCAAGGUGCCCGUAUAGCUACUUGUGCUGCGAUGUUUCUUGCAGUUUCUGAGACGAGUAUAAUAACCACAACUCUCUUUGCCUGCCGGAAUGUAUUCGGUUACACCUUUAGCAAUGAGAAAGAAGUCAUCGAUUACGUCACAACCAUGGCUCCUCUAGUUUGCCUGUCUGUUAUACUAGACAGCUUGCAAGGGGUCCUUUCAGGUAUUGCUAGAGGAACUGGGUGGCAGCAUAUAGGGGCUUACAUAAACCUUGGAGCAUUUUAUCUUUGUGGAAUUCCAGUUGCUGCCACAUUGGCUUUCUGGGUACAGUUAAGAGGAAGGGGCCUUUGGAUUGGAAUACAAGUUGGUUCUUUUGUGCAAACCAUACUGCUAUCUUUUGUAACAAGUUGUACAAAUUGGGAAAAGCAGGCAAGUAAGGCAAGGGAGAGGAUAUUUGAGGGAAGGCCUCCAGAAGUUAAUGGAUUGUGCGACAAGGCAGAAAGUAAUGAGUUUUGAUUAGCAUAGUUCUUUCUAUCGUGAUAUUAACAAGAAACUUACUUAAAGUAAUGAGAGUAUUAGCUUAAGCCAUUUAGUCAUGACUAUGUGCAAGAGAGAGAGAGAGAGACGUCCCUGACUGCAACACAGUGCCCAGAUAGCAUUGCAGUCGCUGCACAAUGUGUGAAGUAGAACGUAGGUGGCAAGUCUAGGCUACUGAAAUAUCUGGCAAGAAAGAGCCAUCUCCUUUGAAGUA